AUGGGUGAAGCUUUCCAGAACCUGGACAUUCCUGGAGUGGAAUACGGAUUAAUGUUUGGAAAGCCCUCCGAGAUGCUGCUGCUGCGCAUUCCAGCCGCCGCCCUGCGUGUGCAGUGGUUCCUUCUGGUCACCCUCGCCUUGGUCACCCUCACAGAAGCAAAUCGGGCGGGCAGCCACCACCACCACCACAGCCGCCGCCACUGCUUCAGCCCCGAGGACCUGAAGGACGGGGAGCUGCCCAGGCUGCUGCGGAGCCGGACGGCCCGGUGGGACCGGCACAGCUCCCUGCAGCUGGUGCCGCACCUGGAGAGUGAGCAGGCCUCGCCGCGGAGGCAGCGGCGGCAGCCCAGCCAGGGCUGCCCCGACCUGAAGCUGCAGGACAUCCUGAACAAGGAGGUCAAUGAGCGCUCCAUCUCGCCCUGGAGAUACCGCAUCGACGAGGACGAGAACCGGUACCCACGCAAGCUGGCCUUCGCCGAGUGCCUUUGCGAAGGGUGCGUUGACGUCAAAACCGGCCGAGAGACCACCUCGCUCAACUCCGUGCCCAUCAUCCAGAGCAUGAUGGUGCUGCAGCGUAAGCCGUGCCAGCACAACGGAGAGGCCGCCGGCUUCACUUUCGAGGUGCAGUACCUGGACGUGCCAGUGGCCUGCGCCUGCGUCCUGCCCCGGUCCAGCAGCUGA
This is a messenger RNA of Varanus komodoensis (Komodo dragon), 681 nucleotides long. RefSeq names its product interleukin 17C (gene IL17C). Lineage: Eukaryota; Metazoa; Chordata; Lepidosauria; Squamata; Varanidae. Gene Ontology annotation, molecular function: cytokine activity. The coding region runs from base 1 to 681 and encodes 226 amino acids. Gene Ontology annotation, biological process: inflammatory response. The record is from RefSeq and is a predicted model, not a curated record. The transcript is spliced from 4 exons. Gene Ontology annotation, cellular component: extracellular region.